AUGGGUUCGGUGGGCAACCCUGCAUAUACAUGGAGCGAUCAUUACAUCGCUGAGCCAAAACCAGUCCGAGUCAUUGCCAUUGGCGCUGGUAUUUCAGGCAUAGCCUUCGUUCACAAGGUCAAGAACCUAGAAAAUGUCGACUUUAUUGUCUAUGAGAAAAACGCAGAUGUAGGAGGCACCUGGCUCGAGGCACGAUAUCCUGGCGUGUCGUGCGACGUCCCUGCUCACAGCUAUACUUAUUCGUGGGUCGGCAACCCUUCAUGGUCAAAGGUGUAUGUCGGAGCUGUGGAGAUUUGUGAGUUCUACAAGAGGCUUGCUCGAAGCUAUGGGGUUUACGAAAAGACCAUGUUUCGACAUCAAGUAGUCGGAGCCGAGUGGGAAGACAAGACUUCGCAAUGGAAAGUCACCAUCAAAGACCUCAACACCGGCAAGGUCCUCAUUGAUCAUGCAGAAGUUUUGCUAAAUCUCGGCGGCAUUUUAAAUAACUGGAAAUGGCCUGACAUUCAGGGGCUCCACGAAUUCAAGGGCGACAUGGUUCAUUCAGCGAACUGGAACAUGGACCUUGAGUUGAGCGGUAAACGAGUAGCGGUCAUUGGGUCAGGUGCUUCAGGAAUCCAGAUCGUCCCGGCCAUACAACCCGUGGCAAAGAAGGUAAUCAGCUUCAACCGCUCAGCUAACUGGAUCGCUGGGGAAUUCGCUGCAACAGUUGCCUGGGAUGGCCGUGACAGCGUCUAUACAGAAGAGCAAAAGGCCGAAUUUCGAUCAGAUGGAGAUGGAUUCCGUGAAUAUCGGCGAAAGGUAGAGCAUGAAGUGAAUGCAAGAUUUCCUGCCUUUUACAGGAACUCGGCAGCUCAAAAGCUUGUCAGAAAUUUGGUGACCGAGUCUAUGAAGAGGAGGUUGAAUAACGAUCCGGUAUUGACCAAGUCUCUGAUACCGGACUUCCCAGUUGGUUGUCGCCGAGUCACUCCCGGGUCCGGGUACCUUGAAGCGUUGCUCGAAGACAACGUUGAGGUCGUCACCGAUCCCAUUGACAGCAUAAAAGAACAGGGAAUAGUCACUCGAGACAAGAAUACAAACAACAGAACCGUCCACGAAGUCGACGUGAUCAUCUGUGCCACCGGCUACGACACCUCUUUUGUCCCUCGCUUCCCAAUUCACGGUCUCAAUGGAUUUGAUCUUCGACAAACAUGGGGAGAGAAAGGAGCAGCCUCAUACAUGUCGGUGGCUGUUCCCAAUUGCCCCAACUACUUCUUGACAGCGGGCCCGAAUACCCCCAUUAGCAAUGGCUCUUUGAUUCCAGCUCUCGAGCUCCAAAUUGAUUAUGCUCUUGCAUUUAUUAAGAAAAUCCAAACGCAAAAUCUGAGAUAUGCAGUCGUCAGCCAAGCAGCAACUGACGAAUUCAACGAGCAUAAAGAUGCGUUAAUGGAAGAGAUGACCUGGUCCGCAAAUUGCACCAGCUGGUACAAGAAUGGCAAAGCAGAUGGGAAGGUUAUCGGGCCCUGGCCAGGGUCGGUGACACACUUUCUCGAGGCAUUGGCGACACCAAGGUUCGAGGACUUUCACUAUGAGUACAAGAUCGGCAAUCGAUUCCAAUAUUUGGGGAAUGGACAGUCAUCGGCGGAUGCCAAAGGGUUAAACUUAGCAUGGUAUGUUAAGUAA
Molecule: messenger RNA, 1659 nt
Organism: Fonsecaea multimorphosa CBS 102226
Lineage: Eukaryota; Fungi; Ascomycota; Eurotiomycetes; Chaetothyriales; Herpotrichiellaceae
Exons: 6
Coding region: 1-1659 (552 amino acids)
Molecular function (GO): NADP binding; flavin adenine dinucleotide binding; N,N-dimethylaniline monooxygenase activity
Source: RefSeq, a predicted model, not a curated record